AGGACAGGUGUGUGUCCCUCCGUCCGUCCCUCCGUGGUCGUGUCUUGUACAAGCUCCUUCAGUCAGCUGCGGAGUCACCAUGAAGCUCAGGACAAUUGACCGCCACCACCCAACAACAACUGUAGCGAGUUAAAGCCUGCGGCUCGGGUGGUCUGUGACUCGAAGCUAGCCUCGGUGAGUCCGUGAACGCCGCUCCGAGGAGGAGCGUCUCCGUCAGGUUUAUAUUGAAGCGCUGGAGGACGCAGCGGCUCACAGAGGGACAGAGACAGUGAGACAGAGAAGAGUCAACAUGUUUGACACCAAAGGAAUCCCCUUUGUCCUGCUGGAUGUGGUCUGCGUGGCUCUGGGAGCUCUGCCUCUGGCAGCCUAUAACCUGGGUAAGGUCCGCCCUUACCAAAGGGGCUUUUUCUGUAAUGACGACUCCAUCAACUACCCCUUCCACCAAGGCACAAUCUCCUCCACCGUGCUCUACGGCGUGGGCUUAACCCUGCCUAUUGUCUCCAUGGCCAUUGGGGAGUGCCUUUUAGUUUAUCACAGCCGUCUCAAAUCCAAGUCGGGUUUCGGCAGCUACGUCGCCUGCGUUUACAAAGCCGUCGGUACCUUUAUCUUCGGUGCGGCGAUGAGCCAGUCCCUGACGGACAUCGCCAAGUAUUCAAUCGGCCGCCUCAGGCCACACUUCCUGUAUGUGUGCCAGCCUGACUGGAGACUCAUCAACUGCUCAUCGGGGGCGUAUAUUGAAAACUUCACGUGCAACGGAAAUCCAAAAAUGGUCAACGAGGGCAGGCUGUCCUUCUACUCGGGCCACUCGUCUUUCUCCAUGUACUGCAUGCUGUUCCUCGCUCUCUACCUGCAGGCUCGACUCCAGGUCCACUGGGCGCGGCUGCUGAGACCAACCUUACAGUUUUUCCUGAUCGCCGCCUCCGUGUACACGGGGCUGUCGAGGGUGUCCGAUUACAAACAUCACUGGAGUGACGUGCUGACCGGACUGCUGCAGGGCGCGCUGAUGGCUCUGCUGGUGGUCUUCUAUGUGUCAGACUUUUUCAAGCCUGGUGAGGAAUCUCGUAAAGAAGCGGACACGCUUCAUUCGAACCUGCAAGAGUCGCCCACAAACGGAAACCACUUUGAGAGUCCGAACUAAGCUUGGGGCGCAGCGGGGUCCUCUGCUCCCUCUAGACGCACACCCAGAACUCCAGCUCCGAAGCCUUCCAUCUUCCAUCCAACACGAUGCAUGAACUUUUAGUGUGAACUACCUUAAUAUUAAGCUAAAGGAACUCAAACCACACCAGGCCUGUUUUUAAUUUAUGAUUUUAGAAUAUUUUGUCUUCUGAAAAUGAUGAGACCACCUUCUUCAGCUGUAGAGCCUGAAAAGACGGGAAUUAUUUAGCAUCUGCUGAUCCACUGAGGCAGUAAGACUUGAUCGCAUGCGUACACUUAAAGGGUCUGACCACUGCUGGAAACCUGUGAAUGUAACCUUGCUUAGUGCUUUUCCUCACCUGGAGUCGGCAUGCUCAAGCUGAUUUAGGGUCAGCUUUGUGUCUUCACCCAGUCAUUAGUUUAAACCUUGUGGCCCGAGGGCCAAGAUGGAGGCUCAGUUAAAACAGUUCUCUGAGAUUGCUGACUCCAGGCUGCUGCUGCCUUCCCCUCCAGCUGUCUAACCAAACGUUAAACGAGUCAUUUGACCCGUGCAACGUUUGGUUAAAGAGGUGGAGGGGAGGUCGACUGUUAAACCCCACAUUGCCUUUGCUGGACUGCUGCAGCUUCCUGUGUAUUUAAUGUAAACGAGUAAAUAGACAAUGUGCUUUUUAUAUAAUCUGUAUGUAACCAAAUCACCAUACAGACUUUUAUUAAAACGAUGUUACAAAUAUGUACAAAUGUUUAAAAUAAUGAGAAAUAAAGCCAUUUUACUUCAG
Nematolebias whitei (Rio pearlfish) is the source of this 1910-nucleotide messenger RNA. It is a transcript of the gene plpp1a, whose product is annotated as phospholipid phosphatase 1a. Gene Ontology annotation, biological process: signal transduction; phospholipid dephosphorylation; phospholipid metabolic process. The transcript is spliced from 6 exons. Gene Ontology annotation, molecular function: phosphatidate phosphatase activity. Bases 290 to 1138 code for a protein of 282 amino acids. The record is from RefSeq and is a predicted model, not a curated record. Lineage: Eukaryota; Metazoa; Chordata; Actinopteri; Cyprinodontiformes; Rivulidae.